Ictalurus furcatus (blue catfish) is the source of this 3125-nucleotide messenger RNA. Its product is annotated as testis-expressed protein 264 homolog. The transcript is spliced from 4 exons. Bases 1044 to 1982 code for a protein of 312 amino acids. Lineage: Eukaryota; Metazoa; Chordata; Actinopteri; Siluriformes; Ictaluridae. Gene Ontology annotation, cellular component: replication fork; autophagosome membrane; nucleus. The record is from RefSeq and is a predicted model, not a curated record. Gene Ontology annotation, biological process: protein-DNA covalent cross-linking repair; reticulophagy.
UAUAACACAAAGGGAGGACCAACUCUGUGUUAAUGUGCACGGUUUUGGAAUGGGCAAAUAUGGUCAGGUGUCCACAUACUUUUGGCCACACAGUGUACACUGUGUUAAUGUGCAUGGUUUGGACACAAACACGGUGUCCAGUCUCGGAAUGUAAAAAUGUUUUUCCUGGUCAUUGCGUUAGUAACCUCAAGUGCUACAAUCUUUUGCACCUUUCAUGCCCAAUUUUUACCUUAAAAAGUGCAUAUAGUGUACCUAAAAUAGUAUUCUUAAGGUUAAUUAAAGUUACACGAGUGGUGCCUGAGGUGCAAUAGUGUUUACUGUUUAAAUACUUUUUUUUUUUUUUUUUUUUUUGCGUGGUGACUAAACUCUGCGUAAUCACGGACGCAUAAGAAUGAAACAGUAGUAUGCGUUUCCCGUACGCAGCAUCGAUCGGCUUGAAUGACUCGUCUUAGAAACGGACUGAACCAAAAAAGUCACUCACCCGCGACACUCACUAUUUUCCCCAAACCAUGACUAAAUCACUUGUAUUUAAAUAUUCAUAAUCCUGUCGUGAGAUUUACACAGGAAUGUAAUAAUAUAUUACGACUAUAUAGCACAAUAAUUCUCACUGCACCCUGUUUUAUAAUGGUUCGUCCGGGAAGACCGUUACAAGGGCCGAAUUCCGAAUGUCACCACGCUCCCUAUAUAGGUGUCGCAUGAAACAAUGGCUUCUACGUCACUACGUCACUACGUAGUGCCCUACAUGAACAGCGAAGGAUGCUUUUGGGAUUGAGCCUGCGCGUCCGCGUGUGUUUAGGGAAGUAAAGCUCAGCAGCAACCAGGACGCUGGGGGGGAAUCGUCAUCAUCACGUAGUCGUGAUUUUACAAACGCUGUCCGUGUUGCUAGGCAACAACUUUUUAAAAAUAUUCCAACCCGGAAGUACAUCUCAGAUGUUAUUCAGUGUAAUCGUCAGCGCUCUUAAGCUCAUCUAGAGCAAUUUUGCAGUCAGUAAGCAUCCAUCUCAUACAGUGAUUCCUCCUUCAGCUGUGAAGAUCGGGCUGAAAUGUCGGAUUUCCUGUCCUGGGGUGUCAUUGGGUUCUUCUCGCUGGCUCUCCUGCUCUUAACCAUCUCGGUGUAUGUGGUGUAUUCCGGCCUGCUGACGGAGAUCCACAUCAGCACGGGCUCCUCUCCUGUGAAGAGCAUCACUGUAGCGUAUAAAUACAGAGAAGGUCCUUAUAAAGAGUCCGGGCUGCUGUUUGAGGAGAGCUGCAGAAUUGCACCUGAGCUGCCCACUGUCGGUGUCUUCUAUGAUGAUCCAAAGAAGGUGCCUGGUCCGAAGUGUCGCUGUGCCGUGGGCAGUAUCUUGAGCGAGGGCGAUCAGAAACCCAGCGCAGAACUCCAGGAGCUCUACGAGAAGUUUGGCUUUCAUAUCUUCACGUUCCCCGAGGUCACCCACGUGGUCUCGUCUUGCUUCCCCUACAGAACCCGACUCUCCAUCAUCCUGGGAGUACGCCGAGUUUACCCACAGCUCGACUGCUAUAUUAAGGACAGGAAGCUGUGUGCUCACCCCUUCCUCGAGAUCUACAGGAGUCGGUUAAUCUACUACAUGAGUCCUCUGGCCAAGCAGGGAGAUUUCUACGUGCCCGAAGUCCAGAAAGCCCCGAAAAGACAACAGGAACAUGAGGAGUCUGAGGAGGACAGGAGGACUGACAUCACCGGUGCAGACUCUCACAGCGAUUGCAGCUCGGUGAGCUGCCUGCUCCAGUCCCACAGCAGAGACACAUCUCCAGCUCUGUCGCUCUCUCCGUCCGACCUGUACCACCAGCGCAGGGGCUCGGGCUCCGACUCUGACUCGGGCAGCCGGAGGAGUAGAAGGAGCUCCAGCUUUUCAUCCUUCGAGGAGCUCCAGCUGGAAGCGGAGAAAGGCGUAACAUCCGAUGGCCUGGAGGACGCUAAAAUCAGCUCUCGGCAUCGAGGCCUGGUGGUGGAAGGAGAGGAGUGAUGUUUGUAAAUGGAAAGCAAAUCUCUCGAAGACGAAGAGACCCGUUUGUGUGUUGGCUUUUACAACGACGUGGAUGUUCUAACUGUAAAGAGAAUUGUAUUAGCAGGUCUAUUCUACCACAGCACUGUCGUUUUCCAUUCUGACCGGUCAGAAGGUGUUGAUUUAGUUCUCUAUAACAGUAGCUCUGACAGGUGCUCUCACACAGGGACACUCUUAGGCUAAUAAUAAAUGGAUCAAAUGAACGUGGUGUUUAAAAAAGACAAACGGAUAAAUCACUGAUUUAUACGGUGAAGUAUCUUCCGUAAGGAGAUGUUUAACUAACAUUUACGGGGAAAAAAAAAUAAAAAAUCUACAGUGUCAGUAAGUUUCCCAUGGGGAACGUCUUCCACUUUCCUGUCACGCUUUACUUCGAGAGAGAAACAAAGAGAAGCUUUGUUACAAGCGAUACAACAUUAAACGGUUAAAACGUGUGAAAUAUUCUUCAUUAGUAAAUUUCAAAUGCCCAGCUUGCUGUGGUAUAAGUAGAAUAAAACGUGGAGACGUGCUAUUAAGGUCGAAUGAUGAACUUCAGCAUGGUAUCGUUCUCCCCCGCCUUGGAUUAUUUUCCUUAAAACCGCACACGCCGUCAUGUUUCACUCCUUACGUUUGGUACGGUUUGAAGAAGAUGAAAGACACGCUGAACUGGCAUAAGACCGGAUUCAACGUGUUCUUUUUGGAUCGAUGUCAAUAUUCAUAAUCUAGUGAAAAUUCAGGAAUGGAAUCAGUCUAAAAUGUUCGGUUACAAGUUAAAGUGUUGUCUCGAAGGGGCCGUUUAUCAUUCGGAUCAAAUGAAGGGGGGCGUUUAUGAACUUCUUAGUUCAGGAGUUUCACCUGUAAGACUUGAAAACACCACUUGAGAAAAAAAAAACCCAACAAUUUAAACCAGGUAACCUGGAUUUCUUGAACUUCAUUUCACUGUAGCAUCUUCUCUGAUAUUUAUGAACAAACGUUUGAUUAGUUCUUAUUUAAAGGACGAUUUCUGUGUUGCGCAAGGUACUGAUUUUGAUCUCUUAAUGACUGACAUUUAAACCAUCAUUUUAACGUUCACGUGAACAACACUUCAGCUGACGAGAUUGCUUCUCCAUCCAUCCAGCCAUCUUCUAG